AUGAUUUCUACAGUUUAUUUGGGGUCUACCAUCAUCACUAGGGUUACCCCCAACUCAUCAUUGAGGAAAAUUAAGGAUCAAAUCCACAAUGAAGCGGGGAUUCCUCCGGAAGACUACUAUGUUCUGGUGAAUGGACGGCGCGUUGGGGAAGAGGAUGUAAUCCCGAGGGGAUGUGGACAAAUGAACAUGGUCCUGCGGCAAUUGGGUGGGAAGGGAGGCUUUGGUUCCAUGCUGCGAGCCAUUGGGGCUCAAAUUGAGAAGACAACAAACAGGGAGGCUUGCCGGGAUCUCAGUGGUCGCCGUCUGAGGGACAUCAAUGAAGAGAAGAGGCUCAAAGCAUGGCUGGAGAAGCAGAAAGAUGUGGAGAAUGAGAAGCAAGAGAAGAAGAAGCAGAAGCUAGAGAGACUUCUGCAGGAGCCUAAAUUUGAAUUCAACGACAAGGAAUACGAAAAAGCCAGGAGCGAGAUGACAGAAAAGAUCGAUGAUGCAGUAGAGCAGGGCUUCAAGAAGGCUGUGGAACUUGCGGGAAGCUCAGGAGCUCCCAAGAGAAAAGCCACAGAGGCAGGAGAUGCAAAAGCCAAGAAAAAGAAGAAGACAACUCUCUGGAUUUCAGACGAUCUCAGUUCAGGAACGGAUUCCGAUACAGAUUCUGAGGAUGAUUCCAAAGCUGAAUCUUCUAGUUCAAAAGAGGAUUCAAAGCCACAGACAGAGGCAAACGACAAGGAAGGAAAAAUAUCCGAGGAGAGCAAUCAGAGUUCUUCUUCUGUGAUUGAUAAAUAAUCUGGAGAAAAUAAUUUCGCCAGUUCCCGGACAGAGGGAAUAUUUAUGAGGAUUUGUGUGCGUAUCAUGGUGACAUGCAAAAGUGUUGAUGUCACAUUCAAAUGUUAUCUCUAUGUUAGUGAUAAGUGUAUGCAGGGGAAGAAUUAAUAAAAACAAUUGCCGACGGAAAUUUAAAUAUUUAAUCAUCUGCGUCUCCAGAUCAUUCACAGAGUUUUAGUGCACUUGCUGAGGCUGGUAAUUUGGG
Molecule: messenger RNA, 1024 nt
Organism: Phlebotomus papatasi
Lineage: Eukaryota; Metazoa; Arthropoda; Insecta; Diptera; Psychodidae
Product: splicing regulator SDE2
Exons: 2
Coding region: 1-780 (259 amino acids)
Cellular component (GO): nucleus
Source: RefSeq, a predicted model, not a curated record